AUGCAAUCAAUUGGACAAAUUGUGUUACGUGUUGUUAAGGUUAUUGCUUUUGCUUUAAACUUCAUCGAUAUACAGACGUAUACAUCCACAAUAUUCACUGUGAAAUCAACAUUAAUAACUGUCACAACAAAGCCAACGACCCAGACGUGGACAGUAACAUUGACAACAACAACUACAACUACAACGAGAACAACAACAUCAAUAACGACAACAACAGGAAUUACAUGUAUUUAUCCAUUUGUACAAACACCUACUGGAAAUUGUGUCAAUAUAUUAAUCGAUUUUAAUAAUUGUGGUAUAGUUGGUUAUGUUUGUUCAAUGAAUUAUACAAGUUGUUCUGCUGGUAAAUGUAGUGUUGCACCAAGUGUACAAUUAACUAAUGCAAUUCCAAUUUUUACAGCUGCUGUAAAUGGAUCCGUUGAUGAUAGAUUCUAUAAUGUAACUCUUCCCUUUAAUAUUACUCUUUAUAAUACAACAACAGAUUCUGUUCAAGUAACAACCAAUGGUGUUCUCUGUUUUGGUAAAUGUGACCGCAUAUGGUCUGAAACUGCUCUUCCUGCCCAAGAAUUCUCAGAUACAACAGUUUUUGCAUAUUGGGAUGAUCUCUAUGUUUUUGCUAACACAUCACAAGGUAUAUAUUAUGAAAUUCAAGGGGAUUCGUCAAACCGAACACUCAUCUUUGAAUAUUACUGCAGUCAUUAUCAACAAGAAACGGAAUAUUAUCAUUUUCAAGUAGUUUUCUUCGAAGAUAAGCCUGGGAUUGUUCAAUACAUUUACUAUGAUAUAAGUGAUGGAGGUAUUACCUGUACUGUUGGUGUACAAAGUUCAGGCAAUGGCCCAUUUAUUCAGUAUUCUUUUGAUCAAGCAGAUUCUGUAAUGCCAAAUAUGACUUUAAUCUUUGAUACAAAUACUGGAACAUAUACGAAACUCUAA
This is a messenger RNA of Adineta steineri, 933 nucleotides long. The record is from the annotation of a GenBank genome assembly. Lineage: Eukaryota; Metazoa; Rotifera; Eurotatoria; Adinetida; Adinetidae.